UUCUUGACCGAAAGGUCCAAUCAAAGUUUUGAGGUCUCCAGAUUAGUCGACCCGAUUGACGCACCCUGGCUCAACCUUAGCUCAUUAAUAAACCAACCACUCAAAAAGAAGAAAAAAAAAGAAGCGACUCUACCAAAGGAAAACAAUAACAGAGAAAAUUCUUCAAAAAUCGAAGGAAAAAUGGCGUUGCAAUGGAUGAUACUGGCAUACGUAGUGGCGGCAGAGGCAGGGGUUGCAAUUCUCUUAACUCUACCUUCGCCAAAGGCUCUGAAAUCUCGUAUUGUGUCAUUGAUCUCUCUUAUUCUCCAGCCUUCACUCUUCGUCGUACCCUUCUCCGCUUUUCAGCUCCUGGAUAUAUAUUGGAAGAAUGAGCAUCGGUUGAUGUGUAGUGGGGAGAUCUGCACUGCUGCUGAAAGAGAUCGCUAUGAGAAAUCGAUCUACAAGGCUCAGAGGAAUGCAGUUUUGUGUGUUUCAGCUUGCCUUCUGUAUUGGUGUAUCUACCGUAUUUGCAAGUAUCACAGGGAUAUUCAGAGCAUGGAGGAAGUCGAGAAGAGGUACAAGGAGCAUUAGAAGAUUCAGUGGCUUAGCCAUUCAGUUGCAUCGAUAGUGAAGCAUAUUAUGCAUCUACCACUGCCAUUAUUUUUUCGUUUUACAGUUUAUGUUUACUGUUUUAUGUUGAAUAAUUCGUCGUGUAUUUGUAGUAGGGAUCUGAAGUUGUGCAAUUUUAUAAUAAUUUCUUUUCGAACAGUGGGACGUUAGAAUUCUUUCAAUCAUGAGAAUACCAUAUUCUGCCAA
Messenger RNA from Olea europaea var. sylvestris, 795 nucleotides. RefSeq lists its product as uncharacterized. Gene Ontology annotation, biological process: intracellular protein transport; endoplasmic reticulum to Golgi vesicle-mediated transport. Gene Ontology annotation, molecular function: oxidoreductase activity. The coding region runs from base 181 to 570 and encodes 129 amino acids. The record is from RefSeq and is a predicted model, not a curated record. Gene Ontology annotation, cellular component: endoplasmic reticulum membrane; endoplasmic reticulum. The transcript has 4 exons. NCBI's taxonomy places the organism in Eukaryota, Viridiplantae, Streptophyta, Magnoliopsida, Lamiales, Oleaceae.